UUCAACUCCCUAGUGAGAAGACAUAUUUAUUGAGUAUCCUUGUUGUGUUCUGUUGGGAUGUUGUAUUUUCUAAAAGUUAAAACAAAACUUUGCAGGAGCUUAAAAAACGACAAAGAGGUUUAAAUACAUAAGCAGAAAAGAAGGAGAGAUACUGAAGACGUAUGUUUUAUAGGUCAGAUGGAAAAACAAACAACACCGGAGCACCCGCCAACUGCCCAUUUGGGUGGCAAUUGGUUUGUUGUCGUGGGGUUUUUUGUCAAUUAAGAAAUUUUUUUCACGCCCUCAUUUACACAAUUUAGUUCAUUUUGAAAGCGGGUUGAGAGGAAUACAACAUCCCAGCAGAAAGACUUAGAUACUCGAUAAUUUUAUCCCCUUUCGGAAAUCGAACUGGAUAAUGAUGAUACUGGUUUGGAUGAUGAAGACGACCACAAUGACAAACCUUCCUUACCUCACCCACCACCAACUCAUCUACCUACCACCGUCAAAAUGGAAGCCUUCAUGGGUGUGUGGAGGUUCAACUCCUCAACAAUCAGUGGGGACGCCGACCCCAUGCUCAACGCAGUCAUCCUCCCCGGAGUGACCCCGGAAGACCUCCAGCAGGGCGGGGAGAUAGAGAUGACGGCCGAGGGCAAGACACUGACCAUCAUCACACGCCCGCCAGGCCGCGUGGAGAUCGUGGAUGUCCUGGUUCUGGGGGAGAAGGAUGUCAGGGACGGGCCUGGAGGGGUCAAGGUCGAGACUGUGGGCAACUGGGAGACUGACCGCUUCGUGUCCACCAGCCACAUCGGUGACGUCACUGUGCGCACCGUUAGGUACCUCCGGAACGGAGACAUGAUCAAUGAAACCUCCAGUGGUGGCAAGACAGUGACUGCUAGACUCAUCCGUUAACGCCCCACAAAGGGAACAGAGUUCGAAUCCCCGCCUCUGGAACGUCGUUAACGGAAUCCAUUCAUUUCCCUCUCUCUGUGUCCUGUGUCAUUAUCUUAUUCUUAAAAAUAAAAUUCUGUUCAGAAAAUUACCUUUUAACUAUUCCCAUUAUCCGACAUUUAAGAAUGUGUAAUUCUGUUUAGGUGAACACUUGGAGUGAAAGAACGAAAGAAGAGUGGAGGUAUAAAAUCAUAGCAUUGGCCGUGGUGUGGAAAGGAGGAAAGAAGGUUUUUACUUGUUUACAGGAAUGUUAAAUAAAUGUGUGAUCAAUCACAAGAUGCCAUCGAUCUCUUGAAUCAAUAUUGUCGAUUUCCUCGUUAUGGUUACCUUGAUUAUAAGUGUGAUUAUUAUGUGUGUCUGUAUGUACUUGUGUAUGUGUGUGUGUGUGUGUG
Messenger RNA from Aplysia californica (California sea hare), 1319 nucleotides. RefSeq lists its product as uncharacterized. The record is from RefSeq and is a predicted model, not a curated record. The transcript has 5 exons. Bases 487 to 888 code for a protein of 133 amino acids. Lineage: Eukaryota; Metazoa; Mollusca; Gastropoda; Aplysiida; Aplysiidae.